AUGGUCAUGACCCUUAUAAAACAAGAUGUGGAAUCUAAUCUGAGUGGCGACACUGCAUUGGUAGCUAAUGUAAUAAUUAGCUGUAUUAUUUAUAUGUCGACUGUUUUUAUCGUAUCGCUCGUUAUUAAACUAUCGUUAAAGACGUAUCAAGAAAGGUUGACAUUCGUAAGCCAUUCAGACGAUGCAAAAUAUUAUCUGACAUCAUUGUCCAUGGAAAUCGUUGAAAUCACCGAACAGUAUUGUUACACAAUAAACAUCGGGAUAAUGCUGAAGUUGUAUAAAUUAUCGGGAAAGAUGGUCGUGGUGAUAUUGUUAAAACUGAUUUGUAAUUAUCUGGUAAAAUUAACGACAAAUUCGUGUUCAUAUUACGUGUUUCGUACAAAUUUAGUAUUCGUAGUCUAUCACACCAGUCCAUUGGCAUUGUCUGUCGUAACUAAAUUGCGCAACUAUAUUAUUCAACUCAAACUUCAUCGUAGACGAGAAAAUACGACGAGUCCUCCGAAUGGUUAUAUUAUUACCAACAAUUGCAAGAAAACGUUGCAACAUAUUAUUAUACAAGACCUGUAUCAAAGUGUAAACGUCUUAAGAAGUUUAGUGGCAUUAAUCGCAUCAAGUUACAUUAGCAACAGGUGCACUUUGGCGCUGUGGUCCGUAAACGUACUGAACACGAAGGAAACGUUCUUCAAGAUCAGGUGCUCCAGGAAUUUGAAACUUACGGACCCAUUGAACGCGGCAAUCGGAGAAGCCAUCAUCACUUUCGCAUACUUAGCCAUGCAAUUGGGUUUGCAGAAGGUAUGCAAGUACUUACGGAUGUCCAAAAAUCUAUUUAUUUCGUCCAUACUGAUGUACAUAAAUAUGACCGCAUUUCGAUACACCGGCGUGCUGAUGAAUCCAACUUACGCGACGUCCUUGGCGUACGGUUGUCCCGGACAAAUAAAUAGAGACCAUUUCGUCGUUUUUUGGAUCGGUCCGAUCUUCGGUGCUCUCGUUUUCAAAGACAUCGUCAAAAUAACACAAAUUAUGAUAUCAAUUUAUGACUUGCAUAAUUUCGGAACGUUAAAAACCUUGUACGCUAUAGUCGAUGAAAACGAACAAAAGAAAAAACUACAAUUUCAUUUACAAAAAGACAAACAAGAACCAAAUAAUGACGAACAUUUUAUAGAAGAAUACGUAUCGUUGGAAAAAAAAAUACAAAAGUUUAAACAAAAAAAAGAAGAAAUUGAAGCGGUUAUCGAGAAGUGUACGGCUAGUGGAGAACAUACAGCGAUACGAAGAGAAAUGGAAAAAAACUAUGUAGAAAAAUGGGAAAAAGCUAGAGUAGAAAAUUUCAAAUUUAAAUUUAGGUCCGAAGAACUAAAAUUACAAAAGUAUAUUGUAGAGUUACAGGCCAAAAUGAAAACAGAUCAACUCAUUGAUAUAGAGAACGAACAAUAUUUAGAUUAUAGUAUAAAAGAAUUAGAAAAACAAAUCGAGUAUUGGGAAUGUAAAUAUAAAACUGACACUAACAAAAUUGACGAAAAACUAGAAAACCUUAUUAUAACACUGGAGGAAAAAACCAAAGAAAUAGAAAGUUUAAAAAAAAUAUUUAUCGAAAGACAAACUAUUAUCGAGGAACAUACUGAAAAUAAGCAAAGAGCAGAAGAAGAGAAAAAACGUAUCGAUCACAUGGAAAAAAUGGCUACGAAAAUUCAAGCGUGGUGGAGAGGUACUAUGGUCAGGCGUCGCUUAGGUCCAUAUAAAAAUUUGUCGGGACCUAGAAAGAAGAGUAUCAAGAAACCGUUAAUACAUAAAGGGAAAAAAACGAAAAACAAAUAAUAUAUCAUUUAAAAGCAAAAAUAAUUAGAGGUAGGCAAUGAUGAAUAAUUAUCUAUACGUCGCAACGUCCACAUUCUACAUACCUAGUCGUAAAUUAUAAUAUAAGAGAUUUCGAAAAUUUAAUAUUACCUUGAAUUUUAAUAAGGCAAGUCUUAGGUAAUACCCAACUUAAUCUUAAAAUAAUAUUAACAUGUUUUAACAAUAAUAAAAAAGGUUUAUAAAACAUUUUGUAAUUAUAUA
Melanaphis sacchari is the source of this 2055-nucleotide messenger RNA. RefSeq lists its product as uncharacterized. The transcript has 11 exons. Gene Ontology annotation, cellular component: motile cilium; cytoplasm; membrane. The coding region runs from base 1 to 1815 and encodes 604 amino acids. The record is from RefSeq and is a predicted model, not a curated record. Gene Ontology annotation, molecular function: channel activity; protein binding. Gene Ontology annotation, biological process: transmembrane transport; cilium organization. Lineage: Eukaryota; Metazoa; Arthropoda; Insecta; Hemiptera; Aphididae.